CGUAAAUGUAAAACAAGAAACCGUUUUGAUGUUGAUUGCAGGGAGAGUAUUAUAUCCCCUCUCUGACAUCUCCCCCCUCGUCGUCGCGCAUCCAUUAUCCUCUGGCAAUUCCAAACUCUGCUACGUAUCGAAAAUAUCAGCAUGCGCAAUACCAUUUCCGCUCUCCUCCUGUUGUUAGCUGUCUCGCUCCCCGCGGCAUACACCCAAAAUGUCGGAAGAGACAAUGGGAUCGCAGUUGGACAGUUCCCUGAUGCGGCUUUUUGUACAUCCACCGGUCUGGCGGCUUCAGACGGAACCCAAAACAGGGCUGGUGCCUGCUCUUCCACACCUCAGGGCGCUGUACCCAAUGUCAACAGAAUGGUUAGCACGAUCAUCACCAAACCGAAAAACGCUGAGACGAUCGAUGCCAAAAAGGAAAUGGUCGUCGUAGUGGAUAUGCGGAAUCUGGAGACUGGCUUCUUUGACGAUCCUCAAAAAGACUAUUACAUGCAACCCCAGACCCUCAACAAUGCUGGCAUCAUUCAAGGGCAUCAACACAUUACCAUCCAACAAAUGGGAUCCACCCAACGCGCCUUAGACGCGACCAAAUUUGUAUUUUUCAAGGGUCUCAAUGAUCAAGCAAAGGAUGGUCGGUCGUUGAGUGUCGCAGUGCCGCCAGGAACGUUCAAGCAGAAUGGACUACAUCGAAUCUGCUCCAUGUCCGGUACCAAUGCCCAUCAACCCCCCAUCAUGCCCGUCGCUCAGCGUGGAGCUCAGGACGAUUGUAUCAGGAUCAACGUUACUGGUGCGUAAGCAAAUAUAGAUAUCGUGUAGAUGGUUCUUUUCUUGUAUAGUUAGAAAGCUAGAAGUACACACACACAGACAAGAGUAGGUAGUUUUACGUUUUAGGCAUUUUCCUAUUUCUGCUUCUAGUUCUUACCUGUAGUUGGAGGGUGGUUUUUCUUCUUGGACAUUUUUUUUUUUUCCUUCCAUUUCGACUGGCGCACAUAAUUGCAAAACAAAAAAGUGUAGAGUGUAAAUAUACAUGUUUGAGUCCUUAUUCAUUGUCAGCCGUGGAAAUUAAAAAAAAAAAAUGGAAAACUAUAAACAACACGCACACACAUCCC
Messenger RNA from Spizellomyces punctatus DAOM BR117, 1106 nucleotides. RefSeq lists its product as uncharacterized. The record is from RefSeq and is a predicted model, not a curated record. Bases 142 to 792 code for a protein of 216 amino acids. The transcript has 2 exons. Lineage: Eukaryota; Fungi; Chytridiomycota; Chytridiomycetes; Spizellomycetales; Spizellomycetaceae.